This is a messenger RNA of Cajanus cajan (pigeon pea), 4133 nucleotides long. Lineage: Eukaryota; Viridiplantae; Streptophyta; Magnoliopsida; Fabales; Fabaceae. The record is from RefSeq and is a predicted model, not a curated record.
CUCUUGAGAGGUGAGAUAGAAUUACAAGUUAGAGAAACCUUGUGCUGUUGUGUCCGAAGAUGUGUGCACGAGUGGUGGCGAUUACGAGAAGGGAUUUAAUCAACGGCAGGAACAUUUCUGGCCGUUUGAUCCCCAAGAGGGGUCAAGUGAAGUUGGGAAUUGUGGUGGGUUUGUUUCAAAGUGUCUCCUCUCUCUUCUCCUCCAUCACUACACGAUGUGUUCACUUAUCUUCCUCAAUUCUUUGACCAUUAUCGAAGAAAUUAAGGAUCAUCAUCAUGGGAGGGGUUUUCCUCCUUCACCCCUUUGGAUUUGUACAAACCUCGUAGUCAUAGUUACUUUAUUUCUUCACUAAUUGGAAACUACUUUCUUUCUCAAAUCUCAAUACCAUUCUAACUUUGUAACUUGUGUACUUAUCUUAAUUAGUGAUCGUGUAAAAUUUGUUCUACGUUCAUACAUGUUUUCGUCCCAUUUUCAGUUUAUCUAUAUAUGGCAAUUCAAACUAAAAUUAUCUUGCUAUCUCUUUGGAUAUUUUUAGUUUCUUGUAAUAAAAAUAAUUACGUUUUUCAUUCAUGGUAUUAGCGAUAUAUUUUGAAACAGAUAGAAUUAUGAUUUUUUUUAUUAGUACUGACUGAAUUAUGAUGUUAGCUUUUUUUUAUAUUUUUUUAUAGGAAAUAUAACAAAAUGCAUUUAGUUUUAAUUCAUGGUUAAUAAUUUAAUACAAUCAAGGAGGAAUUUUCUUGCAUGUGAUGUAAAGCCCUUUUGCAAGUAAUUAAAGUUCUUUUUGGUUUGGUGAGCAUAAGAACUAAAUUUCUAAACAUGUGCACUGUGCAGUAAAUUUCUAAACAUGUCAUUAGUAUUAGGGUGCUCACAUUCUAUGAUGGGCUGGAAGUUGUUACCAGGCCCAACCGUGAGAAAAGAAGGCCUUUAUGGCUUAAGGACUAUGUGACUAAGUGAUAUUUUAGCUAUUGCAGGAAAUACUUCUAGAAUAAUCUUUUUCUUUAGAUGUUUGCCACUUGUACGGUUCUCCUUGACUAUAGGGAGAUAUUUUCUUUUUCUUUUUCAUGAUAUAUGAAAAAAUUGAGCUUGUUCUCUAUUCUCUUUUGUGAAUUUUGUUGCUUUCCUCUUAACUCUGCUGUAAUUCUUCUUUGGUGGGAUUUUCCUCCUACCAAAUUGGUGCUUUCAUUCUCUAACCAUGCCUCCUACCCAAUCCUAUACCCCUGAUGAUGUUGUUUCUGCCAUUAAUGACAGAGUUUCUGCCAUGCACACAAAACUCUCUCAACGGCAGGACCAACUUCAGCAAUCUUUGUCCUUAAGCCAUGAAUCACUCACUCAUUCUCUCGCUAUUAUGAUGGAAAAAUUAAAUAAUCUCUCCUUACAACAAUCUACCAUUCCUCCUCACCCACUCGCUGGUUUUUCCUCUCGUCCUGCCUCUUCACUCACCAAAACCCCAAAAUUAUCCCUCCAACCCUUUGAUGGUAAGGAACCAUUAGACUGGAUUUUUCAUGCUGAACAGUAUUUUAAAUUGUACCAGGUUCCUCAUGAGCAACGUAUUAAUUUGGCGACCUUUGCCUUCCAAGGUGAGGCACUUGGUUGGUACCGUUAUCAGUACAAUAAUCAUUUGCUAGGGUCAUGGGAUGAGUUUACUCGGGCUUUACAGAUCCGGUUUGGCCCAUCUUCCUAUGAAAACCCCCAGGCCGAAUUAUUCAAGUUAAAGCAGAUCACAACGGUGGCAGACUAUCAAACCAGAUUUGAAAGAUUGUGUAACCAGGUUGUUGGUUUAUCUCCUGAAACUAUUCUUAAUUGUUUCUUAUCUGGUUUAAUUCCUGAAAUUGCUCGUGAGUUAGCUGUUUUUCGGCCCUAUUCUGUUUCUCAGGCCAUUGGUUUAGCAAAAUUAGUUGAAAGUAAAUUACAUGAUGCUAAAACCCCAACCCCACGCCCACACCGCUUUACCCCAUUUUCCCCCACACAAACAGCACCUCCACAUAAAACUACCCCACCACCCAUUCUUCCAAAACCCACAAACACACUCCCUAUUAAAAAAUUAACAGCUACCCAAAUGCAUGAAAGACGAGCACAAGGCUUAUGUUAUAAUUGUGAUGAAAAAUAUUUUCAAGGUCACCGUUGCCAACCUAAACAGUUUUUAUUGCUACUGGUGGAUGAUCCUACUGAAACUCUAGAUGACAGUACUCCCUUGGAUGACAAUAUUGAACCUACUGAACCGGAUCCCAUUCAUUUUCAAUUAUCAAUCCAUGCCCUCCAAGGACACCCAUCCCCUCGUACUCUUAAAUUUCCAGGGACUAUUUGUGGUCAAUCAGUGAUGGUUCUCGUUGACACUGGCAGUUCGCAUAAUGUGAUGCGUCCUAAAUUGGCAAAAUUCCUCCACUUGCCUAUUACAUCUACACCUAAAUUCCCUGUUAUGGUUGGAAAUGGGGAACAUAUUUUCUAUGCUGGCCUGUGUCCUAACAUUCCCUUGUGCAUUUUUGACCAUACAUUUCAUAUCCCUUUUUAUUUAUUGGAUAUUCAGGGAGCUGAUAUUGUUUUGGGAAUUGAUUGGUUGCGCACUCUGGGCACCAUUUCUUCUGAUUUUUCUGUGCCAUCAAUGGCUUUUCAACACAAUGGCCACACUAUUACCCUCACUGGCCAACCUCUCCUUGUACCUACCCCAGCAACCCUUCAUCAAAUCCACCGCUUAUUGCUUACUGACUCUGUGGCCCAAUUUCACACACUAACCUUUUAUGACCCUACCCAUAUCCCACAUGACCCACAAGUUACCCCGUCCACCCUUUUAGCCAUGGACACCCCACCCCUUUUACCCACCAACCUACAUCCUGACUUAUUAAAAUUGUUGGAGGAAUUUCACCAAGUUUUUACUCAACCACAUGGCCUUCCCCCACCUAGACCACAUGAUCACCACAUUACCCUUUUACCUCAAUCCCAGCCAGUUAAUGUUAAACCAUACAGAUACCCCCAUUCCCAAAAAGAAGCUAUGUCUACCAUUUUAUUUAACAUGUUACAGGAAGGCAUAGUUAUUCCUAGCACUAGCCCUUAUUCUUCACCCGUUUUACUAGUUCGCAAAAAAGAUGGUUCAUGGCGCUUUUGUGUUGAUUACCGUUCCCUUAAUUCCAUUACCAUUAAAAAUCGUUUCCCUAUUCCUACUAUGGAUGAAUUACUUGAUGAGUUGGGUAAUGCAACAAUUUUCACAAAAAUAGAUCUGAGAUCAGGUUACCACCAAAUUCGAGUUGUUCCUGAAGAUACACAUAAAACAGCAUUCCGAACAGUUGAUGGCCACUAUGAGUUUUUGGUUCUGCCUUUUGGGCUCACCAACGCACCAACAACAUUUCAAGCUGCGAUGAACGAUUUUCUAAGGCCCUACUUACGUCAAUUUGUUCUAGUUUUUUUUGAUGAUAUUCUUAUUUAUAGCCCCACUUUCACUGAUCAUUUAAUUCACUUACGCUUAGUUUUAAAUUUGUUACUUGUUCACCAGUUUUAUGCAAAGUUAACUAAGUGUGAAUUUGGAGUUACUUCUGUUGGUUACUUAGGCCAUGUUAUAUCCAGCAAAGGUGUUGAGCCAGACCCAUCAAAAAUACAAGGUAUUUUGGAUUGGCCUAGCCCACGUUCUCUCUCGGAGUUGAGGGGUUUUCUCGGCCUCUCCGGCUUCUAUCGACGAUUUGUUCGUCACUACGCCACACACGCCGCUCCUCUCACCGAUCUUUUAAAACAAGGGGCUUUUACAUGGAGUGAUACAGCAGAUACAACAUUUAAAAAAUUAAAGGAGAUCAUGACUUCCACCCCGGUACUCAUGCUGCCCAAUUUUGAAGACACCUUUCAUGUUGAAACUGAUGCAUCGGGCAUUGCCAUUGGUGCCGUCCUCUCGCAGUCUGGCCAUCCUAUUACUUUUUUUCUCCAAAAAGUUGUCCACUCGCAUGCAACAUUCCUCUACUUAUGUCCGGGAGAUGUUCGAUGUGACAGAAGCAGUAAAAAAAUGGCGUCAGUACUUGAUUGGGCAAAAAUUUCGCAUCUUCACAGACCAACAGAGUUUAAAGCACCUAAUGACUCAGACUUACCAAACUCCAGAACAACAAAAAUGGGCUACUAAACUAUAAGGUUAUGACUACGAAAUAUUUUACAGACCU